Sus scrofa (pig) is the source of this 3419-nucleotide messenger RNA. The record is from RefSeq and is a predicted model, not a curated record. NCBI's taxonomy places the organism in Eukaryota, Metazoa, Chordata, Mammalia, Artiodactyla, Suidae.
UGUAGAGUGACCCAACCUCACUGAGCGAUGUGGGUAUAUGUCUGGGUCUGGUAAGGAGAGGGUUCCUGCCCCCUCCCCCUCCGAGACAUCUGGAUCCAAGAUGUCUUGGAUCUGCCAGUGACUGGGAGAGGACUGGGAGGAGCAAGGGAGGACAGGGUAAAUCCCCCCCUCCUUCAGCCCCAGGUAACAAACCGAUGAGACUUCUCCAAACAAAGUUUGGUAGGCAGCAGCUGAGGGGGGAGGGCCAGGGAGAGGCCAUCCACGCCCACUCCCCAGCCCCCCCCUCACAGCCUCACAGACUCUGGCUGCAGCCCCACCCAACACAGACGCCACCCGCCCAUCCUGUCCCUGUCCCUGAGUGUCCCUGCACUAGCUACCAGGUGAGAAGGACCCAGGCCUGGGGGAAUAAGGAACCAGGAGGACAAGUGGGUCUGAGGGAAGAAUCUGAGUCCCCAGGGUAGGGGUGUGGGGGGCUCUGAAGGCUAAAGGGGAAUGGACAUAAGAAGGGUCAAGGUGGAUCCAGGAGAAGGAGGAGGAGACAAAGCCAAGACAAUUGAGUGGGAGGGGGAGAGGUUGGGCCAGCUGUGCUGCAGAGGGAGCCAGCCUCAGGCAGGGUGCUGUGGGAAGGGACCUGGGGGCCUGGAGGCUUAGGAAUCCGGCUUUGGAGGGCUUCAAAAGAAAGUGCAGGGUGGAAAGCGGGAUGAGCCUGGGCUGGGAGAGUGGGAGGAGGGAAGGCAGAAGUGGGACCUGAAGGAGGGGAGUUGGAGUGGGAAGUCAGUUGGAGCCCCAGGAACCUAAAAACUGAAGGACUCGGGACUCAGGGAGUAGGGGAGACAGUAGACGGCGUCCAAGUAAAGAGUAUGGGGUCAGGGUGACUCAGGUCAACUCGGUGGAGGGUAGGGGAUGGACAGAGAGGGCUGGGGAGGGUGGCGCAAGACGCUGGGACCGGGAGUCCAAGGAAGGGAGUGGCCUGCGAGAAAGACCUUAGGAGAGAGGACUGGGGGCUAGGUCAGGAAUGAGCAGGUGGGAGGGGACGGGAACCUGAGCAAGGGCCGGUGCGGAGGAGGUGGCCGGGCGCGGAAGGGAACGCAGAGUUGAGUCGGCUCCGCACCUCUCCACCCCCGCCCGCAGCUUGCAGCCCGGCCCCCCAGUCCUCGGCCCUCAGGCCCUGGUCGCGUCUAGCCCCUUCUUUCACUCGACCGGCCGGGGCGCCGCGAUGACCGUCACGUACACAGCCCGCGUGGCAAACGCGCGCUUCGGCGGCUUUUCGAAGCUGCUGCUGCUGUGGCGCGGGAGCAUCUACAAACUUCUCUGGCGCGAGCUGCUCUGUUUCCUCGGACUCUACAUGGCGCUGAGUGCCGCCUAUCGCUUCGUGCUGACCGAAGAGCAGAAGCGCUACUUCGAGAAGCUCGUCAUUUACUGCGACCAGUACGCCAGUCUCAUCCCGGUCUCUUUUGUGCUCGGCUUCUAUGUGACGCUGGUGGUGCACCGUUGGUGGAACCAGUACCUAAGCAUGCCCAUGCCCGACCCGCUUAUGUGUGUGGUGGUCGGCACAGUGCAUGGGCGCGACGAGCGCGGCCGCCUCUACCGACGCACGCUUAUGCGCUACGCAGGGCUCUCCGGUGUGCUUAUCCUGCGCUCGGUGAGCACAGCAGUCUUCAAGCGCUUCCCCACCAUAGACCACGUGGUGGAGGCAGGUGAGGCUCGAGCCACAAGUCAGGUGGGGGGGCGGGGAGGGCGGGACCAGGUCGCGGCAGGGACAGAGAAUAAACCCCCUGACCUCGCCUCUCCAGGGUUUAUGACUCGCGAGGAGCGCAAGAAGUUUGAGAACCUAAACUCGCCCUACAACAAAUAUUGGGUGCCCUGCGUCUGGUUCUCCAAUCUGGCGGCGCAAGCUCGGCGUGAGGGCCGCAUCCGCGACAACGGCGCCCUGAAAUUGCUGCUCGAGGAGCUGAAUGUGUUUCGGGGCAAGUGUGGGAUGCUCUUUCACUACGACUGGAUUAGUGUACCCCUCGUCUACACCCAGGUGGUGACCAUCGCAGUAUACAGCUAUUUCCUGGCCUGCCUCAUCGGUCGCCAGUUCCUGGACCCAGCCCAGGGCUACAAAGACCAUGACCUGGACCUGUGCGUGCCAAUCUUUACCCUGCUGCAGUUCUUCUUCUACGCAGGCUGGCUCAAGGUAGCUGAGCAGCUGAUCAACCCCUUUGGAGAGGACGACGACGACUUUGAGACCAACUUUCUGAUCGACCGCGGGUUCCAGGUGUCAAUGCUGGCCGUGGAUGAGAUGUACGACGACCUAGCCAUGCUGGAGAAGGACCUGUACUGGGAUGCAGCAGAAGCUCGCGCUCCCUAUACCGCAGCCACCGCUUUCUUGAGGCAGCAGCCCUUCCAGGGCUCCACCUUCGACAUCACGUUGGCCAAGGAGGACAUGCAAUUCCAGUGGCAGGAGGGCAUGGACGCGCCACUGGGGGAUGCACAAGGCGACUUACUGCAGCGUCUCCUGCCCAUGGGCGCGGGCAUGACCUCGGGAGGCCUGCUAGGUCGGCGCCUGUCCUUGCUGCGCCGAAAGAACAGCUGCGUAUCAGAGGCAUCUGUGGCUGGCAGCUGCGCGUGCUCGGGCGCCCCUGAUGGUACGGCUCCAGAGUGCGGUUGCGGGGACACACUGCUGGAUGUAGGCCAGCGGGAGCCGGAGUCUGAGCCACCCCCUGGCCUGGAGCCUCCUGUCCCAGGGCUGCCCACCGAGCCCUUCACUGUUGCGCCAAUCCCUGGGUCCCGAGGGCCGGCUCCACCCUGGCUGCCCAGCCCCAUUGGUGAGGAGGAGGAAAAUCUAGCCUGAGACCUUUGAACACUGGAUCCCCAAGGACAGGGGAUGGAAUCCCCUCACAGCCCACAGGCAGCAGUUUGGGUCUGCAUGAGCGGUGUGUUGUGGCAGCUUCUUACCUGCCUGCUAAGUGUACCUGCCUUUACAUUUGGCAGAGAUUUGGAGAGCCUCUUGUGGGCCAUGCACUAAACUAAGGGUGGGGUGUUCUUCCAGCUUCUCUGAACUGUGGGUUCUUAGCACCUGCAGCUUUACUUCCUACCCCCUCCUGUGUGAGAGGCCACUAUUGCCUUUCUUCUCUUUAAAAUGGACAUAUGAAUGAGUGCUCACCUCAUUGAGUUGUGAGGAUGAAAUGAAAUGCAGCUUUAAAGUGUUUGGUUUUAUAAUAGGUGCUCAAUAAAAUGUCAGUGGUUUUUACUCAACUCAUGCCAGGCAUUAUGCUAAGUUUUGAGAAUUCCUCCAGACUAUUUGAUGAUGCUAUACCCAUUUCUUCCCAAAUUCUGUUUUCUUGGAGUUCCCUGGUGGCACAUCAGGUUAAGGAUCUGGCAUUGUCAUUGCUGUAGCUGAGGUUGCUGCUGUGGCAUGGGUUCAAUCCCUGGCC